AUCUAGUUAUUACAUUGUGAAAUUCGCAAAACCAACAAUCAUGCUAGAACUUUCAUGGUUUCUUCCCAUCUUGCUAAUUCCUUCCUUCACCUUCAUAUUCCUUAUCUUCUUCAAUACUAGCAAGUCGUCGUCGUCUAAAUUGCCAAAAUCGUACCCGAUAAUCGGCUCAUCAUUCACUCUUCUUGCGAAUUUCUACCGGCAUAAUCAGUGGGCAGCAGAGGUUCUUAGUGCCUGCCCUACUAACACCUAUGUCAUUACUCUCCUCGGUGCUCGUGUUGUAAUAACUGCAAAUCCUGAAAAUGUCCAGCACAUUCUCAAGGAUCAUUUCUCUAAUUACCCGAAAGGUGAAAUCCUCAGAAACAUCCUCAGUGAUUUCCUAGGCAAUGGAAUAUUCAAUACUGAUGGUGCUAACUGGAAGUUCCAAAGACAAAUAUCAAGUCAUGAAUUCAACACCAAGUCGCUUCGUAAGUUCAUUGAAGAUGUCGUCAAGAUGGAGCUUAACGACCGAUUAGUUCCUGUUCUCUCGACGACAGCUGAAAGGAACACUGAGAUUGACCUGCAAGAUAUUCUCCAAAGGUUUGCUUUCGAUAAUAUUUGCAAGAUUUCGUUUGGGUAUGAUCCGAGUUACCUUUCCUUGUCACUUGAAAAAAGUACAGAAUUUGCAGUUGCAUUCGAAGAUGCUACCAGGAUAAGCAGUGAACGUAUCGGGCAUAUGAUCCAUUUAGUUUGGAGGGUUAAACGAUUUCUCAACAUAGGAUCAGAAAAGAGACUAAGACAAGCAACGGCAACAAUCCGAGAAUCCGCAAGAAAAAUUGUCAGGCAAAAGAAACAAGAACUGAAAGACAAGUCUUCUUCCGUACUAGAUGGCAUAGAGGCUGCGGAUCUUCUGUCAAGGUUUGUUAAAGACGAUAAUUUGGACGAAGAUUUUGUGAUUGAUAUUGUUAUAAGUUUCAUUUUAGCAGGUCAGGAUACUACUUCAGCAGCUUUGACAUGGUUUUUCUGGUUAGUUUCUUGCAAUCCUAGAGUAGAAAAAGAAAUACUAAAAGAAAUAAACCAAACAGCACAAGGUGAAGCUGGUUACGACGAUGUUAAGGACAUGGUUUAUAUUCAUGCAUCACUUUGUGAGAGCAUGAGGUUGUAUCCGCCAGUCCCAAUUGACAGUAAAGAAGCAGCAAACGACGACAUUUUACCUGACGGGACCGUUGUAAAGAAAGGGAUGAGAGUCUCAUAUUCUUCUUAUGCAAUGGGCAGGUUGGAAAAUCUGUGGGGUUCAGAUUACAAUGAGUUCAAGCCAGAGAGAUGGUUAGAGAAAGAUUAUAUUACUGGAAAUUUAAGCUUCGUCUCCAAGGAUUCUUAUAUGUAUCCGGUCUUUCAAGCAGGUCCGAGGAUUUGUUUGGGUAAAGAGAUGGCGUUCUUGCAAAUGAAGAUGGUAGUAGUAGAAGUUUUACGCCGAUUUCAAGUAGUUCCAGCUAUGAACGAUUUUGAACCAGUUUUUAUUUCGUAUCUGACUUCCAAAAUGAAAGGUGGCUUCCCAGUUAAGAUCCAAAAGAGAACUACAGAUUUCUCUCAUUUCGGUUGAUUUUCAUUAGCACUUUGUAUAAAUCUCAUAGAUAUUUUGCUGUUGAAUAUUUAUAUAGUUGAGAAUUACAAAACAA
Molecule: messenger RNA, 1655 nt
Organism: Papaver somniferum (opium poppy)
Lineage: Eukaryota; Viridiplantae; Streptophyta; Magnoliopsida; Ranunculales; Papaveraceae
Product: cytochrome P450 94A1-like
Exons: 1
Coding region: 41-1579 (512 amino acids)
Molecular function (GO): monooxygenase activity; oxidoreductase activity, acting on paired donors, with incorporation or reduction of molecular oxygen; iron ion binding
Source: RefSeq, a predicted model, not a curated record